CAAACGGAAUCGGUCACGAGACUUUCUGUCAACACUGAGAUCAAGUUUGGGUUGCAUAAAACCCGCCUGCGUGCUUUGUUGCUGACACAAUCAAGACAAUUUUUGGUAACCGACGCAAGUACUAAGUUCCAGAAACAAGGUGUUUUAUUCUUCAGAUAGAUUUCCACAGUUUGAAACGAGUGACCUCAAGAUGAUGAGAGUGGCAGUGUUUUGCGCCCUGAUGGUGGUAGCCCUAGGCAUGCCCUUCAACUUCAACACAGACUUGGAUGGAGAAUGGGAGCUCUUCAAAAAGGUUCAUAACAAGAGGUACUCCGGAUUCGGGGAGGAGGCAAACCGACGAAGCAUAUUUGAGUCCAACGUGAAGCUGAUCACAAUGCACAAUCUGGAGUAUGACCUGGGAAACCACACCUACAGGCUAGGCAUGAACUUCUAUGGAGAUAUGACAGGCAAGGAGUUCACACAAGUGAUGAACGGUUACAAGACCAGAGCCAAUCCUCCCAAAGCGACCAUGACCUUCCGAGAGCCACAGAAUGUCCAGUAUCCUACCACGGUGGACUGGCGAACUAAGGGCUACGUCACCCCCGUCAAGAACCAGGAACAAUGUGGUUCCUGUUGGGCCUUCAGCGCUACUGGCUCUCUUGAAGGGCAGAACUUUGCGAAGACCAAAGUGCUGCCAGACCUGAGCGAGCAGAACCUGGUGGACUGCUCCUACGUGGAAGGGGACGACGGAUGCAACGGUGGACUCAUGGACGACGCCUUCAAAUAUGUCAUAUCAAACAAAGGAAUUGACAAGGAGUCUUGCUAUGUAUACAAAGCUAAGGAUGAGAACAAGUGUCAUUACAACGCGUCGGAAGAAUGUAUUACAGGUCAUUGCACUGGUUUUGUGGAUGUGCCGACCGGCAACGAGACAGCACUGAUGGCAGCUGCUGCCACCAUUGGACCCAUCUCAGUCGCCAUUGAUGCCAGCCACAACUCAUUCCAGCUCUACUCAGAGGGUGUGUACAACGAGCCAGAAUGCAGCCCCACAGAGCUGGACCACGGCGUGUUGGUAGUUGGAUACGGUGUUGACCAAGGCAAAGAUUACUGGCUCGUUAAGAACAGUUGGGGUGCGAGCUGGGGAAUGCAGGGCUACAUCAUGAUGAGCCGCAACAAGAACAACCAGUGUGGCAUUGCAACAUCUGCCAGCUACCCCCUGGUAUAGGAAUGUCAUGGCUGCGACUGCUGUUUCCACCCCAGGAAUUGGGAAAAGCCUUCUGUUUUUUCUGGGAUAAAGAAGGGAACCUAUUGCGUUUGCUACAGGCAAAUUAAUUAUGCACUUUGCUUUCAAUUUUGUUAUCCUUAAAUUUGAACUUGAUUGAAAAAAUUGUUUUUCAUUACCGAAUCAAAUGUAGUUUACUUUAAAAAAAAUGUACUGGAGCACUUUCAUCUCUCAUUUGGUAUUGAUAACAUUGGCUAUGGACUUUGUGCAUGGCCUAUAGAGGGCGCCUUGUGACCACCAAUGACAUGUCUGUGUGCAGGUAACACUGGCUGCACUGAGUUGUGCAUAUGGUACUCUAUGCGCACUACUUAUUUUAUUCUGGAUGUGCAAAAACCUUCACGUCUUUGCGUGAAUGCAACGUGUACAGUGGCAAUGCAUUCUCUUCUUUUUAACCGUUAAUUAGAGGGCACUUGUGCACAGAGUCCAAUGUCUGGAACUGAUUAAGGAGGUUCUUUUUUGGUCGUCCUUUGAAAAGUCUUGUUAGUCGGGUAAACUGCAUAGAAAUCUGUGCUGCUAAAUACUGCUUGCAUUUUGGAGGUUUUCACUGACUGUUGAGUUUCAUUGACUGUAAAUCCUUGUUUUUGAUACUGAAAAGGUAAAAAAAACCACUUCUUAGGGGCAAAGGACUAUGCAACAUUUCUGUUGUACUGAAAAAAUUCUUUCCAUCCGAGUUGGCAAGUCUGCGUUCUUUAAGCUUUUCAACUUUCACCGCCAACUUAUGCCAAAUUCUAUUAAACUGCAUGUUGCUUCGAUAUACUGAUUGCUUAAAAAUUGACUUGUGCUCUUUCUUCUAUGUGUAUACAAUGUACGUAGUUUUGGUUUCGUAUUUUGAUUUUCAGGGUUGUCAUGUGUUGCACUGGUAAUAUUGUUAGUAGUAUUAUUAGAAAUUUGCAUCCAGGGUUCAUUGCACUUUUUUUCUUCUUCAAACUUAAGUGUAUUGUAGUCAGGGUUUUUACUUUUAAGUGUGUGUGUUCAGCUUGAAUAGAAAUAUUUUUGGAUUUUUUUACUCACAUUAUUUUGUAUGUGCAGGUACUGUUAUGUGUUUGUAUUUAAAGGUGGAGGGUUUUUUGUGGUUGAGUUUUCUUUCAUUUUUUGAAGUAGGAAUGUGUUCACUAUAAGACGUAACUAGAGUUUCAGUUUUUGGACAUUGACACAUUGAUACGAUUUCAGAUUUUUACCAGUUUUUGUGUGUAAAUCAAUCAUGAUCAGAUUUUUUUUUAUAUUAUGAAACACAAUUCAUUGGAGCAACAGUGGCAAUUGUUAUUACAUGUAAUUAUAGAAACAUAGAAACAUUGACAAUCAAAUCCGGGCUAGCCAUAUUCCAGUCUCUUAAGAACAUCAAACUGCUGUUAUCAUUAAACUUGAAAGCCACGUUUUUAUUAAUGAUCAGGUUUUAUUGGUGUAUACAUGUAUUUUACAAAAACAGCUUUUAUCAUGUUAAACAGCAUUGCGUCUUUUCCUAGAAUGUAUUCUACACCAGUUUUUCACACAUGCCAAGCCUUUAAGUAUGUCUAUAUUCAUAUACAUAUCGUACCCAGUACUUAUACGUGGAUUACCUUGAAAGAUUGACAGUUUUUUUUAUGAAAUGGAAACGAUUUGCCAGACAAAAAAACUGCUUUGUUUCAUUUGGUAUGUAAUAAUGUAUAUUUGCUAAUAAAAAAAUGGAUGAAAAUAAACCUGAUUAUACAGUUACACUUUA
This is a messenger RNA of Patiria miniata (bat star), 2957 nucleotides long. RefSeq names its product procathepsin L-like. The transcript is spliced from 8 exons. Gene Ontology annotation, molecular function: cysteine-type endopeptidase activity. Gene Ontology annotation, biological process: immune response. Gene Ontology annotation, cellular component: lysosome. Lineage: Eukaryota; Metazoa; Echinodermata; Asteroidea; Valvatida; Asterinidae. Bases 191 to 1201 code for a protein of 336 amino acids. The record is from RefSeq and is a predicted model, not a curated record.